Molecule: messenger RNA, 2427 nt
Organism: Brassica napus (rape)
Lineage: Eukaryota; Viridiplantae; Streptophyta; Magnoliopsida; Brassicales; Brassicaceae
Product: oxysterol-binding protein-related protein 1C
Cellular component (GO): membrane; cytosol; intracellular membrane-bounded organelle
Molecular function (GO): sterol binding
Source: RefSeq, a predicted model, not a curated record
AGCUGAGGAAAAUUGCUGCUGAGACAGUUUUGGCACGUAUUACAGAGCUUGUUAAAGAGACUCUUGCCACUGAUGAUUCAUAUGCGUCUGCUUCUACUUUGUCCCAUAAUGAUUCAUAUGCGUCUGAAAAUAAAUUGUGAAGCGACGCUGAUUCAUAUGCGUCUGAUGAUUCAUAUGCGUCUGAAAAUAAAUUGUUUUUGUUUUUUUGAUAGUAAAUGCGGAGCUGAAUUGGAUGUGUGAUAUAUGCUAUGUGGAGGUUUCUUCGGUACGGGAGAGUAGAUCAGAUGAUAAGAGGUUUUCCAUAUUCACUGGCACCAAGAGGCUCCACUUGCGAGCAGAGACGCGAGAGGACUGAGCAACCUGGGUUGAGGCACUGCUAGCUAUCAAAGAUAUGUUUCCAAGGAUGUCUAACAGUGAAUUGAUUGCUCCGAUCGACAAUUUGACCAUGUCCACGGAGAAGCUCCGGCAACGGUUGGUUGAUGAAGGAGUUAGUGAGUUAGCUAUUCAGGACUGUGAGCAAAUUAUGAGGUCUGAGUUCUCAGCACUUCAGAGCCAGUUGGUGCUUCUCCAUGAAGAUCUGGAGAACACAGUUGUAGAUGAGAGUCAAAGACACACUGAAAAUGAAGGUCCCAAUGAUUUAAGAAAUGAGAAGUUCAGUGAAGGGACUGCCACUGAAUCUGAUGAUGAGAAUGAACGAGGUGAUGCAGAAACGGAUGAGGAAGACCACUUUUUUGAUACACGUGACUUUCUUUCUUCAAGUUCUUUCAAGAGCAGUAGUUCUGGCUUUCGUACCUCUUUGUUUUCUUCUGAUGAUGAUGGCUUUGGGUCAGAAGAUGAUAUUGAUCCUUCCAUCAAGUCUGUUGGAUUCAACUAUCCGCGCGUCAAAAGGAGGAAGAGUUUACCUGAUCCUGUUGAAAAAGAGAAAAGUGUUAGCCUUUGGUCAAUGAUCAAAGACAAUAUAGGCAAAGAUCUCACAAAAGUUUGUCUACCUGUUUACUUCAACGAGCCACUAUCUUCCCUACAGGAGUGUUUUGAGGAUUUGGAAUAUUCAUACCUUCUUGAUCGAACAUUUGAAUGGGGCAAAAGGGGAAAUACCCUCAUGAGGAUUCUUAAUGUCGCUGCUUUUGCUGUAUCUGGGUAUGCAUCAACCGAAGGAAGAAUCUGCAAACCUUUUAACCCAGUGCUAGGUGAAACAUACGAGGCAGAUUAUCCAGACAAAGGACUUCGAUUUUUCUCCGAAAAGGUCAGUCAUCAUCCUAUGGUUGUGGCAUGCCAUUGCGAUGGUACGGGAUGGAAAUUCUGGGCAGACAGCAAUCUGAAGAGUAAGUUUUGGGGUCGGUGGAUUCAGCUUGAUCCUGUUGGUGUGUUGACUCUGCAAUUUGAUGAUGGAAAAAUCCUUCAGUGGAGUAAGGUGACUACAUCGAUAUACAAUCUCAUACUUGGUAAACUUUACUGUGAUCACUAUGGUACUAUGCGUAUUGAAGGAAGUGCUGAAUACUCUUGUAAACUUAAAUUCAAAGAGCAGUCGAUCAUUGACCGAAAUCCUCACCAGGUUCAUGGUAUAGUUCAAGACAAGAGUGGGAAAACAAUGGCAACGAUGUUUGGGAAAUGGGAGGAGAGCAUGCACUAUGUGAUGGGUGAUUGUUCUGGGAAGGGGAAAUUGAGCGAAGAUAUGUCAGGAGCUCAACUUCUCUGGAAAUGGAGCAAACCCCCUGGAAACGCAACAAAGUAUAAUCUAACACGUUUCGCAGUCACGCUGAACGAGCUAACACCUGGGAUGAAGGAGAAGCUGCCACCAACAGAUUCAAGGCUGAGACCAGACCAGAGGUAUCUGGAAAACAGUGAGUUUGAAAUGGCCAACACAGAGAAGUUGCGGCUGGAACAGCGACAACGUCAGGCUAGAAAGAUGCAGGAGAGAGGAUGGAAGCCGAGGUGGUUCACGAAAGAGAAAGGAAGCGAGGCUUACCGAUACAAAGGAGGGUACUGGGAAGCCCGCGAGAGAGGAUCAUGGGAUAACUGUCCAGAUAUCUUCGGCCACAUCGAUUCCGAUCAACAAAUUGAGUAAAUAAGCACAAGUUUCAGUUCUGGUCUCAUUGAUUCUUAAACCACAAAAUCUUCGUCUUCCUCCUUUCCUUUCAUUAUAGGCUGUGAUAUGUAUUUAAGGGUGGAAAAAGGUGAAAAAAUAGGUGGAAUAUGAAGGAAAAGAAAAAGCAAAAUUCAGAGUAAGAGUUUUCUUCUGGCAAAUGUAAGAGGAAUAAAUUACCCUACGUUUACUCUCUUUUGGCUUUUACUCUCUUUUGGCGUAAAUAGGAGAAAAACAAGUUUUAUCUGAUUGGACAAAAAGUGGAAUAACUGAGCUAAAGUACCUUUUACUCUGUUUAUUUAUCCUCUAUUGUGAUUAUCAAUCACACUCAUAGUUUUGGUAUU